UAAUAGUAGGAUAAGAUAAGCUAAAUCAAACAUAUUUGUUUUAGUAUGUUUUUAUAACUGUUGAGUGUACGAUGUGGUCAAUAAACAUGUCGGGAACAUUUAUAUUAUUUUUAUUCGUAUCGGUUAUUUAUCAUGGUCAAGGUUCAGAUGUUAUAACCUCAGUGGGUUUGGUUUCUGGUUACCUCAAAACAUCAUAUGGAGGAAAACCAUAUUCAGCAUUCGAAGGUAUCCCUUAUGCCAAACCACCUGUGGGCAAUCUAAGAUUUGAGGAAGCUCAGCCAGCAGACCCAUGGAUAGGAAAGUGGAAUGCCACCACGUCUCACGAGUGCAUACAAACGGACAUAAGCAAAAAAAUUAUUGGUUUGGAGGACUGUCUGUAUUUGAACGUGUAUGUGCCCAGAGAGCAGCCUUUAAGUCUGGAAGAAUUAAGCGUUAUUGUCCACAUACACGGUGGGGGGUUUAAAGUGGGAAGCCCACAUAGUUACACAGCCGCUGAUUAUUUGAUGGAUAAAAAUGUUAUUUUCGUUACCUUCAACUAUCGCCUAGGAGUCUUUGGUUUUCUUAGUACCGGCGAUGAAGUAGUGCCAGGCAAUCUGGGCUUGAAGGACCAACUUUUGGCUUUGAAGUGGGUCAAAGACAACAUCAAAUACUUCGGUGGGAACCCGAACUCGAUAACUUUAACAGGAUUUUCGGCCGGUGGUGCCAGCUCUCACUUGCAUUACCUGUCGCCAAAAUCGCGCGGCCUUUUCAAUCGUGGAGUUUCGCACAGUGGUACCGCGUUAAAUUUGUGGAGCACCAAGCCUGUGGAUAGUGUUGUUACAAAGGCCAAAGGUAUUUCAAGGGCACUUGGGUGUCCCGUGGAAUCAUCCAGAGAGAUGGUGGAUUGUCUAAAGCAAAGACCUGCGUUGGAUUUGCUUAAGAAGUCGAUUGAAUCGGAGGACGAUUUGUUGGCGAUGGACUUUGUACCUGUUGUUGAUGGGGACUUUUUACCUAAAGCUCCACUUGAUAUUUUAAUGGACAAAAAUUUACCUGAUAUACCCUGGAUAUUUUCUAAUACCGCCGAGGAUGGAAUAAUGCCAAGCGGGUUAUUUGCAGAGAAAUUCGAUGAAGUUAACGAAGGAUGGACCAAAAUGGCGCCACAUAUACUUUUAUUUUCACAAACUCAGCCUCAAUCUGAUUGGGAGCAAAUUUCUCAAACUAUUAAAAAUUAUUAUAUCGGUACAGACGAAAAAAUCAGCGCUUCAACCUACAGGCAGCUGGUUAAGCUUUUUACAGAUCGAUACUUCAUAACAGAAGCUGAGAGAGCUGCCAAGUUGCAAUCAAAAGCUGUAAAAAGUUCUGUAUACUAUUACUUCUAUAAUUACCGAACAACUGCAACUUUUAGUGAUUUGGAUUUUCCUAACUUGAAACCAGAAUUUAAAGGGAUCAGUCAUGGGGAUGAUAUUUUACAUUUGUAUGGAGAAAUUUUUCCAAAUAGGCAACUAUCUGAAUCUGACAAACAAAUCAAAGAAACUCUUUUGGAUAUUUUGGUUUCUUUUGCAGGAACGGGAACUCCCAAAGUGGAAAAUGUGACCUGGAAACCCACGAAACACAAUGAACUAGCGUUCUUGAACAUAACCAGUCCUAGUGAAAUAUCUGUCAACACCCAAAAGACUAUUUCGCACAUUAAUUUUUGGAACAAACUUAAUUUGGAAAAUUUGAAACAAGAACAAAAAGAUGAGCUUUAAUAUAAAUUUUUGUAAUGAAAAAGGUUAAGAUAAAAUUAAUUAAUUUCAUAAAUGAAAUAAAUUUUUGUAUGCAAAUUAUUUACUUUGUUCUUUUG
Brassicogethes aeneus is the source of this 1822-nucleotide messenger RNA. The record is from the annotation of a GenBank genome assembly. NCBI's taxonomy places the organism in Eukaryota, Metazoa, Arthropoda, Insecta, Coleoptera, Nitidulidae.